This is a messenger RNA of Symbiodinium sp. CCMP2456, 2799 nucleotides long. The record is from the annotation of a GenBank genome assembly. Lineage: Eukaryota; Dinophyceae; Suessiales; Symbiodiniaceae.
AUGUCAGACCUCCGAGAUCCCUUGAGUUCCAAGGUAGACAAGAGGCAGCUCCUUCCAAAAGUGCUUUGCCAGCCUGGCCAGGAGGACAGCUCCGGCCUUGGCUUCUUAUUGGGCAAACGGCCCUGGCAAGUGGACUGCGGGCAGUGGCUGCGCCGCAUCGCACCGAGAGAAGGCUGCGGGAUUUCUGCUUCUCUUGCGGCACAGCUUGACUUGCGAUACCGGGUGUGGCAGGACUUCUCCUACUGGACGCAAACCUGGGCCGCCGGUUUCACGGCACUCAACGGAGAGCCUGCAUACGAGGACCCGGCGAUUCGGACUGCGGAUGGCGUGUUCGUCUGGGACGCAGAGUACUGCUGCUUGGUCGAAGGUCUCGUCUCUGGAUUUUUGGACCUGCCCAACAAGACAGAGCUGCUAGAGAAUUAUUCCGCGGUCAUGAAGCUGCAGGAAUCAGCAUGCGAGGCCGAACCGCUGAAGUCUUUGACAACACAGACACCUGCAGCGGCCCUGCAGGGAGUAUUCAGUGAGGUUGACGAGAUGUUUGCCGUCGAGCACAAGAAGACCGCAGAGGCGAUGGUCGAGUUGGGCAGGGUUGCCAGUGCCACAGACCAAGCCAUGCCAGCAGAAAAGGAGUGCUCUGCUUGGCAGCUGCUUGGUGCUGGAGUGCUGGUUACCGAGUGUCCCGCCCUUUCGGGAAUGUCGCCCCACGACUACCAGCUGCUCGCUGGGAAAUGGCCAUCGCGCUGCUGGUGGCAUGUCCUGGUCUCCGCGCCCAGCCCAACGCAAGGGCCCCGGAGGGCCCCGGAGGGCCCCGGCCCGGCUGAGGAGUACACGUACAACUCCGUCAUCAGUGCCUGUGAGCGAAGCGGACAGUGGGUGGCAGCCUUGGCUAUCUUCGAUGCCAUGCCAGCAGCAAUUCCAAGGAACGUUGUGACAUUUGGAGCUGUCAUCAGCGCCUGCGAGAAAGCCGCCAGAUGGAUCGAGGCCCUGGCCCUCUAUGACUUGAUGGAAAGCCAGGGUGUGGCCCGGAACGCCAUCAUCUUCUGCGCUGCCAUCACCGCUUGCGGCCAGGGUGAGCAGUGGCAGCCUGUCCUGUCUCUCCUGCAACAGAUGACGGCAGAAAGCUUGGAGAGGUCCACCAUCGCUUGCAAUUCGGCGAUCAGUGCCUGCGAAAAGGCAAAGCAAUGGCAGUGUGCCCUGGAUUUGCUCUGGCAGAUGCCCGAAGGAGGCAACGUGUGGGACGAGAUAGCUUUCAGUGCAGCAACAAGUGCUUGCGGAAAGGCCGGACGAUGGUCUGAGGCGCUGGCGCUGCUCGGGGCCAUGGUGGAGGUGCGCAUCCCCACAUCCCUUGAAGCACUCAGCGCCGCCGUCACCGUCUGCGAGGACAUGAGCGAAUGGCAGCAGGCACUGCAGCUUUUUGCCUCAAAAAGUGAAGAUGUGGUGGCUGACGAGAUAUUGCUCAAUGCCGUCAUAGCUGCUCUUGCAGAGGGUGGCAAGUGGCAAAUGGCGCUGGGUGUCCUCCUUGACUUUGAUCAGCGCAGAUUGCAAAAAAGCGAAGUCACGUACACCGCCGCAAUCUGCUCCUGCGGACCAGAGAAGUGGCCGAGGGCUUUGGGCCUUUUUGCGGAGGAGAUUGAGAACGGGCUGCUAAGUGCUUCUUGCCCCAAUGGGUUGCAAGCAGGCACUGUCCUUUCCAUGGUGCACAAGGCCGAGGGACGAAGCAAGGCCGCAUCUUUCGCGGAGCAACUGCGGCUGAUCUGGCACAGCCACGUCCAGCCUCCGCAACCGCAGCAAGUGUCUUCGCUUCGUUUUGAUAUACUGGCUCGUGGAUGUGGCGUGCUUGUGGUGGAGAAGCCCAAUGGGCUUGAGACGGCGGAUGUGCUGGACAGCCUUCGCACAGACCUGGGCAUUCCAAUGUCCUCCGUCUCCCGCCUGGACCAGCCGACCUCUGGCAUUCUUCCGAUUGCUUUGGGCGACGAGACCGCUCCAGCCACGCAGUGGCUAAGAGCACAGUGGGCAGGGCGACUCGUCGCCAAAUCCUACGUUUGCUUGUGCGCGGGUCCAGCCAUGGAGCAUGGCUUCUCUGCAGAGCUGGCGCUCUCUCUCAGACAAAAGCCGGGAGAAGCGCGAUCACAAGAAGUCUGCUGUGGUGGUGGGCGCCCGGCCAGGACCAUCUACACUGUUCUGGCAAGCUACAGCGAUCCAGAUAACCGCUCGGAUUCGAGCGGCAAGGCAACCUCGCUGAACCUGCUCAAGGUGCGAAUAUUGACUGGCCGAAAGCAUCAAAUCCGCGUGCACUUGGCCAGCAUCGGACAGCCGCUCGUGGGAGACAAGCUCUACCGUCCAGGCUGCGAGGAGGACUGGUGCUCUCGCAUGUUCCUGCACUGCCGACGACUGGAUUUCCUCGACCUCGAAGGAAGACGGAUCCUGGUGAAGUCCCGGCUGCCCGCCGAGCUGGCGGUCGCAACGUAUGACCAGUUUAAGACCAUCUACAGCGGCUUCGGAAUUAAGGGAAACUCCAAUGUGGUCGCUUCCUCCUUCACAGCUGGACUGGUCUACUCCGUCAUUACCAUGCCGUUUGAGUCCGCGAAGAAUCGCAUGGCUUCGCAAAAGCCGGACCCAGAGACGGGUAAGCUUCCGUACCGUGGCACAAUGCAGACCAUUCAGGCAGUCGCAGGCAAGGAGGGCGCGGCAGCUCUUUACAAUGGCUUCAUGCCAUACUGUCUGCGGUGUGGAGGGCACACUGUGCUAAUGUUCUUUGCUGUGGAGGAGCUGCAAAAGUGGUACCGAAAGGUCGCAUAA